CGCCGUGCCCGGACGGAGGUCACCGAGCGGCGGCGGCGGCCCCGCGGUUCCGGCUCCAGCUGCAGCAUGUGGCGGGUGUUGGCACGACGAGUGGCCCGGGGCGCGGCGGGGGCUCCUCGGGGACAUUGCCGAGCGCUCAGUGGUGCUGGAGGCGGCCGUGGGCCAACGCUUGGGGCUGGACCGCUGAGCCGCGGCCCGGUGUGGGGCGGCCCCGUGAAGCGGCCCGGCGGGCUCCUGCUGCCUCUUACCUGGCUUCGGCUCAUCCCGUGCCGCUGCUGCAGCCUCCCGGCACACCAGAAGGUGGCCUUGCCAGCUCUGUCCCCCACGAUGCAGAUGGGCACCAUUGCACGCUGGGAAAAGAAGGAGGGUGACAAGAUCAAUGAAGGAGACCUCAUAGCAGAGGUGGAGACAGACAAAGCAACAGUUGGCUUUGAGAGCUUAGAUGAAUGCUACUUGGCCAAGAUCCUGGUGCCAGAAGGAACAAGAGAUGUUCCUAUUGGGGCCAUAAUAUGUAUCACCGUAGAAAAGCCUGAACAUGUUGAUGCCUUUAAAAAUUAUACUCUAGAUUCUGCAGCAUCUGCCCCCCCGCCAGCCUCAGUGCCUCCCCCUCAAGCUGCAGCUCCCUCACCACCACCUCAGCCUUCUCCUCAGGCUCCUGGCAGCUCUUACCCUCCUCAUAUGCAGAUCACUCUCCCUGCCCUGUCACCUACCAUGACAAUGGGCACGGUACAGAGAUGGGAGAAGAAGGUCGGGGAGAAACUGAGUGAGGGGGACUUACUGGCAGAAAUUGAGACAGAUAAAGCCACAAUAGGCUUUGAAGUGCAAGAGGAAGGCUACUUGGCAAAAAUCUUAGUGCCUGAAGGAACAAGAGAUGUGCCAUUAGGAGCAGCUCUCUGCAUAAUUGUGGAGAAAGAGUCUGAUAUUCCAGCCUUUGCUGACUACCAACCCACUGCAGUAACGGACAUCAAGGCACAAGCUCCUCCUCCCCCUCCUCCUCCAGUGGUGGCAACUCCUGCUGCUGCUCCUCCUCCUCCUCAGCCUUCUGUUCCUUCUGCUCCAGCAGCCCCUACAGCUGGGCUGCCUCCCCAGAAAGGAAGGAUCCUGGCUAGUCCCCUGGCAAAGAAAAUUGCAGCAGAAAAAGGAAUUGACCUUGCCCAAGUGAAAGGUACUGGACCAGAUGGUAGAAUCACAAAGAAAGAUGUGGAGUCAUUUGUGCCACCAAAGGUUGCUCCAGCUCCAGCAGUAGGGGCAGUUCCUGCAGCUGCUGCAGUUGCAGCAGCACCAGUGGGGACCUUCACAGAUAUCCCUAUCAGCAACAUUCGGAAGGUCAUUGCUCAGCGGUUGAUGCAGUCUAAACAAACAAUACCUCACUAUUACCUUUCUAUUGAUAUAAAUAUGGGAGAAGUACUGGUGCUAAGGAAAGAACUCAAUGAGAUCCUCUCGGGUAACACUAAACUUUCUGUCAAUGACUUCAUAAUUAAAGCUUCUGCUCUGGCUUGCUUGAAGGUGCCUGAGGCAAAUUCUUCAUGGAUGGACACAGUUAUCAGGCAAAAUCAUGUGGUGGAUGUUAGCGUUGCAGUUAAUACUCCUGCAGGGCUUAUAACCCCUAUUGUGUUUAAUGCACAUAUAAAGGGCCUGGCUUCCAUUAGUAAGGAUGUGGUUUCUUUGGCAGCUAAAGCCCGAGAAGGUAAACUUCAACCUCAUGAAUUCCAGGGUGGUACAUUCACAAUUUCCAAUUUAGGAAUGUAUGGGAUUAAGAAUUUCUCUGCUAUAAUCAAUCCACCUCAAGCCUGUAUCCUUGCAGUUGGCUCCUCAGAGAAAAGGCUAGUGCCAGCGGAUAAUGAGAAAGGAUUUGAUGUGGCCAGUAUGAUGUCCGUUACACUUAGCUGUGACCAUCGUGUUGUAGAUGGAGCAGUUGGAGCACAGUGGCUUGCUGAAUUCAAGAAUUUCCUUGAAAAGCCAGUAACCAUGCUGCUAUAAUUUAACCAUGCAAGCAAAGUUUUUCUGGAUCACACUGUUUUGUUUUAAACAAGCUAUUUAGACGUGAGUGUUCAGACUUAUUAAAAGAGUUCCUUUUUUAUUUUAAAUAUGUAUUAUAUUAUCUGGUAAUGUUAUUACCAGUCUGUACAGAAAAAGUUUGCAAAAGUGCUUUUCAGAGCAAUAUUACAGCUAUACUGUAUUUUUAUACAGUUAACUUGCAAACUCUUCCAAAACAGAGUUAAGCAUCCCAGAUGUAAAAGUUAUAGGCAGUAUGCAUACUGCCAUCUGCUUCUAAACUAGGGUGAACGGGGAGGUGGGGAGUGCACACCAAGCAGUUUCAUCACCUCUGUUCUUAUUAAUUUGAAUUACAAACAUCUCUUCACAGGAGUUCAGGUGAGAUGGUAACUGAAACGUACAAGUUAGUAAAAGGUGGAUUCCCUUACUGUCCUGUUCUGCUGGGAUGGGUAGUAUGGCAUGCACUAAGGGACUGAAGCGCCUGGGAAUAGUUUCUCAAAGGCCAAGUGCUAGCAUUCCAAAUCUCUCUUUGGAAUUUGGCACUGGUCUGGACCUUCUCAGCUAUGUGAUCCCUUUUGAGCACUUUAAGGUGAAAGAGCACUGAUAUCUGUGGGGUCACAGCUCUCAGAUACCACAGGGAGUGGUUAUCUCCUUGUGGACUUAUACUUACAUAUGCUUUCUAUAUGAAAACUCUAAUUGCUGUUCCUCUUGUUAAUAUCAGACUAGGAUGCCAUGGAAAGUAACCAUUUUGCAGAAUGUUUAAGAGAAACUGUGUGCUGGAACCCAGUAUAGGCAAAUCACACACGCUGAUAAUCCCAUUAGUGGAUAUUAGUCCUGUGAUGACUCAAAUGUUUGGAAUUUUUUUCCAGGGAUUCUGACAUAGGAAUCUUUGAGUUAGCCACUGGUACUGUGGUUCUGCCCUGAAUUGUCUGUGUUGUUACAGCCUCGGUAGGCUGCAAAAUGUGCUACCAUGUGUAUAUUGUAUGUAAAAUGCUUUGAUAGUUUGUUGGACUUGUGUCCAGUUACCCCAGUCAUUGUAUCCUAAAAGGGGUGCAGUGCUGAACAUUCUUAAGCUCCAUUUUCCACAUGGAAAUCUUAAUGUGAAAAAGGAUGGCUAUGUCGCAAUUACAAAGUGUCCAGGAGAAUUACAAGGGGGUAGAAGUCUAAAAAAAGGAAAGAAAAAGUUUCAGCUGUUCUGUUAUUCUGUAUAUUGCAUUAAGUACUGUCUCCUGUAAAGUUCUACAACGUUCACUAAAGAUACUGGAAGAAAAUACUAUGGAAAUUAAAUAUUUUUGUGGGAACUGUUUAAUGUCUGGUUGCUGUGAUACCUGGUUUUCAUGCCUGGCUUAAGCAAAAAGGUGCAUUAAAGGUUUAGCUUUUCUUUAAUGUUCUAAAAUAUCUUGGUUCCAGACUUGCUCUAGUGAACCUAUGUUCUAUUAAAUGUUUGGAAUUGACAACUACUAAAACAUCUUCCAGUGCUUUUGUAUUCAGUUGUGUGUGGCUUACUGUACUGCUAUAGCAGAAUCAGAGCUGUUUAGCCUGUCAAUCUGAUCAUGAAACUCACCCUAUUAACCUUAAAUUGUAAUUACAAAUAUUCCAAAACAAUACAUGCUCUGUUAGUACCAUGUA
Neopsephotus bourkii (Bourke's parrot) is the source of this 3624-nucleotide messenger RNA. RefSeq names its product dihydrolipoamide S-acetyltransferase (gene DLAT). Bases 67 to 1980 code for a protein of 637 amino acids. The transcript is spliced from 14 exons. Gene Ontology annotation, cellular component: pyruvate dehydrogenase complex. The record is from RefSeq and is a predicted model, not a curated record. Gene Ontology annotation, molecular function: dihydrolipoyllysine-residue acetyltransferase activity. Gene Ontology annotation, biological process: pyruvate decarboxylation to acetyl-CoA. Lineage: Eukaryota; Metazoa; Chordata; Aves; Psittaciformes; Psittacidae.